CUCUCAAAGAAGCAGAGGAGGGCAAGAAGGUGACAAAAGAAUAUAGUAGUAGCAAGCAACCGUGUCCUCGGCCGGUCAGCGGCCAUGGCUGCCCGUCGUCUCCUUGCCGCCGCUGCGGCCUUCACCUCGCUCUGCGCCGUGGCAGUAGGCCAGAACGCCAAGACCAUGCUGCCGUUCGCGCCCACCUGCUCCACGACCGGCAACUACACCGUCGGAAGCCAGUACCAGAAGAACCUCGCCGAGCUCCUGUCCAGGAUGCCCGCCGCCGCCGGCGACAACGGCUGGUUCUACAAGGGCAGCGCCGGGACGGGGGCCGACGAGGUGUUUGGCCUCAUCAUGUGCUUCGCGGACCGCAAUGCGACGCAGUGCCGGGAGUGCCUCGACGGCGCGCCCGCCGGGAUCACGACGGUGUGCCCGGGCAGCCGGGACGUGAGCGCGGCGUACGACGCGUGCGUGCUGCUGUACUCUGCCGCGCCGACCGUCACCACCGCGGACACCCGCGCAGUGUUCGCCGUGUACGUCUCCGGGGAGCCCGUCACCUCGCAGGGCCUGGGGAACGCGUGGCUGCGGCUGAUGACCAAGCUCACCGCCGGCGUCACGGCCUCGCCGCUGCGGCUCUCCAACGAGUCGGCUCUGUACUCAAGCUCGCAGGAGAUGUAUGGCCUGGCGCAGUGCACGAGGGACCUCAACGCCAGCGAGUGCACGCGCUGCAUCAACAACUACAUCGACCAGCUGCAAGGUCUGUUUCCCAACAACACCGGCGGCGCCAUCAAGGGGUACAGCUGCUACCUGCGCUACCAGGUGGGCGCGUUCGAGAUCACCCUGCCGCCGGUGCCUCCGCCGCCGCCGCCUCAACAGCCAUCUCCUGAGCCUUCAUCGUCUUCCAAGACAGGGCUUGCGAUCGGCUUGUCUAUCGGAGCUGCGUCCUUGAUCGUCCUGGCCUCCUUGAUAUGGCUCCAUCGUCUUCGGCGGCGGAAACGGGGGAAAAUCCUCGAGAAUGCGAGGGACCAUGAGCUUGAAGAAGGCAACUUCUUCGACGACGAGCCGGAGAUGGAAGACGAGUUCGAGAAAGGCACCGGGCCAAAGAGGUUUCGCUACGGCGAGCUCGCCGAGGCCACCGACAACUUCUCCGACAAGCAGAAGCUCGGGGAAGGUGGGUUCGGGUCCGUCUACAGAGGAUUCCUGAAGGACAUGAACCUUCACGUUGCCAUCAAGAGGGUCUCCAAGGGCUCAAAGCAGGGGAGGAAGGAGUACGCCUCGGAGGUGAGCAUCAUCAGCCGUAUCCGGCACCGCAACCUUGUUCAGCUCAUCGGCUGGUGCCACGGCGGCGGCGAGCUCCUCCUCGUCUACGAGCUGAUGCCCAACGGCAGCCUGGACACGCACCUCUACAGCGCCACCGUCGAUGGCGCCCCGCUGCCAUGGCCGAUCCGCAACGAGAUCGUGCUGGGGUUAGGCUCGGCUCUGCUCUACCUGCAUCAGGACUGGGAGCAGUGCGUUCUUCACAGGGACAUCAAGCCGAGCAACGUGAUGCUCGACGCGUCCUUCCACGCCAAGCUCGGCGACUUCGGGCUCGCCAGGCUCGUCGACCACGGCCGCCGCUCGCACACCACGGUGGUCGCCGGAACCAUGGGGUACAUGGACCCGGAGUGCAUGAUCACCGGCCAGGCCAGCGCUGAGUCAGACAUCUAUAGCUUCGGCGUCGUCCUCCUCGAGAUCGCCUGCGGCCGGCGGCCACUGGUGCCUCGCCGCGGGGAAGGAGAAGACGACGUGGUCCACAUCGUGCAGUGGGUGUGGGAGUUCUACGGCAGGAGAGACAUCCUCGACGCCGCCGACGCCCGGCUGAUGGGGGAGUUCGACGCCGGCGAGAUGGAGACGGUGAUGGUCGUCGGGCUCUGGUGCGCGCACCCUGACCGGAGCCUGAGGCCGUCCAUCAGGCAGGCCGUCAACGUGCUGCGGCGAGAGGCGGCUCAGCCGAGCCUACCGGCGAGGAUGCCGGUGGCCACCUUCAUGCCGCCACCUGAUGCUUUCUACUACACGUCUUCGGCUGCGACAGGCAGCAGCAGCAACACCGGCACCACUCAGUCCAGCACGGCAGAGACAUUUACCCUCCUGAAAUGACCACAGGCCAACUGAAUGUAGCAUCAAAUUUUUACUGAUGAUUCUUUUUACUAUCUACUAUGUAUGUGUUCCAUGUUCA
This is a messenger RNA of Setaria italica (foxtail millet), 2197 nucleotides long. RefSeq names its product L-type lectin-domain containing receptor kinase IX.1. Gene Ontology annotation, cellular component: plasma membrane. Gene Ontology annotation, molecular function: ATP binding; protein kinase activity. The transcript has 2 exons. The record is from RefSeq and is a predicted model, not a curated record. The coding region runs from base 85 to 2118 and encodes 677 amino acids. Gene Ontology annotation, biological process: protein phosphorylation. Lineage: Eukaryota; Viridiplantae; Streptophyta; Magnoliopsida; Poales; Poaceae.